Molecule: messenger RNA, 1568 nt
Organism: Chlorella variabilis
Lineage: Eukaryota; Viridiplantae; Chlorophyta; Trebouxiophyceae; Chlorellales; Chlorellaceae
Exons: 13
Coding region: 29-1462 (477 amino acids)
Biological process (GO): glycosaminoglycan biosynthetic process
Cellular component (GO): cytosol; nucleus
Molecular function (GO): UDP-glucose 6-dehydrogenase activity; NAD binding
Source: RefSeq, a predicted model, not a curated record
CGUCAGUUCGACCCCCAACUCGAGCACCAUGAAGAUAGCAUGCAUUGGCGCCGGCUAUGUGGGUGGCCCCACCAUGGCCAUGAUCGCCCUCAAGUGCCCCGAAAUCGAGGUGGUGGUCGUGGACAUCAACGAGGCGCGCAUCGCCGCCUGGAACAGCGACAAGCUGCCCAUCUAUGAGCCUGGCCUGCUCGAGGUGGUGCAGGAGGCACGAGGACGCAACCUCUUCUUUUCCACUGACGUCAACAAGCACGUGGGGGAGGCAGACAUUGUGUUUGUCAGCGUCAACACCCCCACCAAGACGCGCGGCGUGGGCGCUGGCAAGGCCGCUGACCUGACCUACUGGGAGGGCGCUGCUCGCGUGAUUGCCUCCGUUUCAAAGAGCAGCAAGAUCAUUGUGGAGAAGUCUACUGUGCCCGUCAAGACGGCGGAUGCCAUUGAGAAGGUGCUGCGCCGCAACUGCAGCAACCCCAGUGUGCAGUUUGAGAUUCUGUCCAACCCUGAGUUCCUGGCAGAGGGCACUGCCAUCGAGGACCUCAUGGCCCCCGACCGCGUGCUCAUUGGCGGCAAGGACACCGAGUCGGGGCGCGCCGCCAUCGCCACACUCGCCAGCGUGUACGAGCACUGGAUUACCAAGGAUCGCAUCCUGUGCACCAACCUAUGGUCUGCUGAGCUGUCCAAGCUGACCGCCAACGCAUUCCUGGCGCAGCGCAUCUCCUCGGUCAACUCCAUUUCCGCGCUGUGUGAAGCCACCGGCGCGGAUGUGCAGCAGGUGUCCCGCUCCAUCGGCACUGACUCACGCAUCGGCCCCAAGUUCCUGAACGCCUCGGUGGGCUUUGGCGGCAGCUGCUUCCAGAAGGACAUCCUCAACCUGGUGUACAUCUGUGAGACGGUCGGCCUGCAGCAGGUGGCCGACUACUGGCACCAGGUCAUUCUGAUGAACGACUUCCAGAAGCAGCGGUUUGUGGAGCGCGUCAUCAGCGCCAUGUUCAACACCAUUUCCAAGAAGAAGAUCGCGGUGUUUGGCUUUGCCUUCAAGAAGGACACGGGCGACACACGGGAGACGCCCGCCAUCGAUGUCUGCCGAGGCCUCAUGGCGGAUGGCGCCAAUGUGUGUGUGUACGACCCCGAGGUGGAGGACAACCAGAUCUACCAGGAUCUGGGCACCGAGAAGUUUGAGUGGGACCACCCCAGCCCGCGGUCGGCGCCCAUCUCCAAAACAGCCAUCGCCAUCAGCCAUGACCCCAUGGAGGCGGCCCGCGAUGCGCACGCCAUCUGCGUGCUGACCGAGUGGGACCAGUUCAAGAGCUACGACUACCAGGCCAUCUACGACAGCAUGGUCAAGCCGGCCUUCAUCUUUGACGGCCGCAACAUCCUGGACCACACCAAGCUGCGGGAUAUCGGCUUCAUCGUGUACGCGCUCGGCAAGCCGCUGGACCCCUUCCUGCAGAAGCAGUAUGACUGAUCGGCCCUCGACCCCAAACUGAGCUACCCGCAGAUGGUUUGUUAAUUAUAGAGUGCUUGCAAUCCUUGCCUUCACAAUGGUCUGCUCUUGUAACUUAUUCAGCAUU